AUGGAGCUGGACCCCACCAUCGUCAGUGAAGAGGCCGGAAAGCUGUAUUCGGAGCUACAGGCUGUCAUUGAGCUGCAUGGAGAGGGUGUGGUGGAGUCCCUGGUCCCCAUUUUUGUUUGGGUUUUGGAGAGUUUGGCCAACUGCAAAUCUCAGCUCUGCGACCAAGAGGAGGAUGCCAAUCGAGAGAAGGCAGAGAAGGAGGAUCUUCUUGAGCGAUAUCAAACUGAGAAAACACUACGAAAAGAAAGCCAAGAGAGAUAUCUGGAGCUGGAUGAUCACAUGGAACAGGAGCGCAGAGCCAUGAGGCUGAGAGAGAGGGAGCGAGAGAGGAGAGAAAAGCAGAUGGAGAACAAGGCGAGGGAGCAAGCCGACCAGUUGGUAGCAUUGGAGGAACAAAAGGCACAUCUCUGUAGAGAACUAAGCGCACUACGGCACUCUCACACCAAACUAACAUGCACAUAUCGGGAAAUGCUGGACAAGAGGAAAGAGUCUGAACGGGAGUCUCCAUUAAGAAAUCACAUACACCCAAAGAAUUCUGAGAAAACUACCCUCAAGGAGUCAAGUCACAAUGAUAAGCUUAUUCGGCGGCCGCACUCGCAAUCCGGUCCACCCACGUUAGAAGAUGUGAAGCCCGGAUCAGACCGGAGCCACAUGUACGUCACAGCGAAACAUGAUGCAGAGGAGUUCAUCAACGACAUCAUCACCUCCACUCCAGAACUGGCACGAUUCCAUGGAGGCGGCCAGUCCGGGAUCUGCCUCUCCAUCAGUGAAGAAGAAGAAAAAGCAGACGACAGAUUUGAAGCCAGUUUGGAAGAUGAGAUCAGGAAAGAACAGGAGCAAAGAGACGAGAGCGAUCCCAAAGAGCAGCAGCCGUCGAGAGGCAAUGAGGAGGAUUCUGAGGAGGACGAGCUGGAGUUUGAGCUGCGCAACACAGACUCUGUUUUCUCGGAGCUGUCGGAGCUGAGCCGCGACUAUCUGGAGAGUGUGGACCAAGGAGCGAGCGUCAGAGGAGAAAAAGACCAGUUUGAAGAGAUUCUUUUGAAAUAUGAGGAUUUAAAAAUCAGCUUUGAGCAGGUGGACGCUGCUCGGAAAUCUUUGAUCUCUCGAGUGGCGGAGUUGACCGAUGACCGCUCCUCUCUGCAACUGGAACUGGGCUCUCUUCAGGAAACAGUGACGCGUUUAGACAAUCGACUGAAAGAAAAAGAAGAAGAAAUCAAAAGACUUAAAGCUGACCUGGAUACUUUCCGUUCUACAGAUUCAGAUUCCACAUCUGUGCGUCACUUCUCACGAUCAGAAAUGGCCCGAGUCGUCAUGGAGAAAAACCAGUACAAGCAGCGUUUGGUUGAGCUGCAGGAAGCCAUGAGGCAUAGUCAAACUGUCAGAUCUUCGAGAGAGGAGAGAAUAACAAGCGAUAAAAGUGCAAGCGUUUGGAGAAAGUUCAAUCGCUUAUUUGGCAUCUCCAAAGAACCCUUAAUCCCACCUACAUCCUUUGUGUAUCCUAAAGCAAACUCCGCCUAUCCCUCUCCACAAAAGCGCACAACCACAAGUCCUGUCCAGAAAGAGUCGACAUUGCAAGCGUCAUUGCCACGAGUUAGACGGCGGGAGCAAUACAAGGAAAUCCGGACACACGUUUGGGGAAAACUGGGAAAACGCCAGAUUCACGGCUGGAGUGUUCCUCUGGCAAACACUCAGGAAUCACAAGAGCCUGUCCCUGAGCCCAAAGAUCUCCCUGUUUUAGUAAAGCUUAGACUUCUUGAUCAGCGGGAUUCUACUGCAAAGCUGAAGUGUGCAGUUGCUGUUCCACCUGAAGUCUCGGGAGAAGCUUCUUGCUCUGUGUGGCUCGUGUCUGGUCCAGCCUCCAGCAGUGAGAUCACAGUGAUUGACCCAGCUCGGCCCAACACAGUCCUGGACCAGUUCACACUCCCUCCCACGUCUCCUGCCCUCUGCAUCUGCGCUGUGCCCCCUACAGGUGACAAUCAAGGAACUGUCUGGAUUGGAACUCAGGAGGGAAGUGUCCUGAUACACUCAGCAUCGACCAGCAGGAGGCACUGUCUACAAUCUCUUUCAUUUUCUGAAGCUGUACAUUCACUAACGUUUACACAGAAUCAAGUCAUUGCAGGUUUAGCUGAUGGCUCUUUAGCAUUUUUUUCACCCACACUUGGUGGAUGGGACCUUUCAUCUCAUGCAGUGAUGUCUCUUGGAGCAACUCCUCUGCAGCCUAUCAGAUGUUGCCUUGCAAAAGCUGGUCGCAUGUGGGUGGGAUACUGGAAUAAAGUCCAUGUGGUUGACAUUGACAACAGAAAAACUGAGCACGUCUUCUCGGUGUCUGAGCGCAGUGAGCAGCAGGUGCGGUUCCUUCGUGCUGGAGGCAGUGGUGUGUGGACGGCCUGCAGACUCGACCCGAUCCUCCGGCUUUACGACUGGAGCUCCGGGCGACCGCUGCAAGAAGUGGACUUUUCUGCCUUGGUCCUGAAAACUCUAGGCCCCUCCUUCCUCACACUAUCGCCUCUUCAGAUCUCCUCCCUGUCCAUCAUUUGUGGUCGGCUCUGGGUUGGGACAGGAGGUGGCGCUGUAAUCUCCAUACCGUUAUCUAUUACAUCAGAAGCCAUUUCUAUUCCAUACUGCUCUAUUGCAGCCGCACAGUUGUGUUACCAUGGGCACAGACAAGCCGUGAGGUUUAUCAUCCCUGCUCCAUCUUGUUUGAUGACCACAGCUGACAACAGUGCAGUCUCUUCAUCUCAGUUGGUUAUUAGCGGUGGUGAAGGAUACGUCAACUUCAGGAUCGGUGAUGAUGCAAGCGAGGACUCUGAUGAGGUGAUCCAGAGCUCACCCCAGCGGUUUGAACGCAGUCACUUGAUCCUCUGGCAGAUCCCCUCUGGGCCUACUCCUGCCCUCUGA
Knipowitschia caucasica is the source of this 2898-nucleotide messenger RNA. NCBI's taxonomy places the organism in Eukaryota, Metazoa, Chordata, Actinopteri, Gobiiformes, Gobiidae. The record is from the annotation of a GenBank genome assembly.